Molecule: messenger RNA, 4386 nt
Organism: Aedes aegypti (yellow fever mosquito)
Lineage: Eukaryota; Metazoa; Arthropoda; Insecta; Diptera; Culicidae
Gene: cpa
Product: F-actin-capping protein subunit alpha
Exons: 3
Coding region: 837-1706 (289 amino acids)
Biological process (GO): barbed-end actin filament capping; actin cytoskeleton organization
Cellular component (GO): F-actin capping protein complex; actin cortical patch
Molecular function (GO): actin filament binding
Source: RefSeq, a predicted model, not a curated record
CAUCAUCCUUCAGCUUCAGCUAGUUUGUGGCAGACGUGGUUUGGAUUCGGGUGAGAUAGUUUUGUCUGUUUCGUCAAGCCAGUGAAGAAUGUACUGAGAAGAAAUCGUUUUAUCAGUGCCCCAAGUAGCAAAACUUCUAUUUUUCGCUUGUUAAUCGGUCCUGAAAGUAGUAUUUCCGAUCGACGUGUUGCAUUUUAUGGAAAAAGUGGAUUUUUCAUCGCGGUAAAGCUAAGUGCUGAUGAGGUGGACCCGGAUUGUGAAGUCACUUCUCGGGUGUGUACAAAGAUAGGCGUCAUCGAUUGUAUUUUCCGGUUGUGGUUUUACUAGAUACUGGACGCACUGCCACAUGUGAGCGAACAAUCCCGACCAACUCGAAAGGUGUUCAUUUCUGCGAGAGUGAACUGAGUGACCAGACUAAACGCAGUACUAGCCCAGACAAACAGAUUCCGUGUGCAGUUCGCCUUUACUGCUGCUGGUGUGACAGACAGAAGCUAACGGAGUGUUGGUGGACUCACAACGUAAAAGUGUCAAAAACGGCCAGAACACGAGUCGCUCGGAUUUGGAUUUGGGUUGGCUGCAUCAUCAUCAGCAGCAGAGCAGUGUGUGUUGUCCAAUUCGAUAACCUGUGUUGGAAGUGUGAUAGAAAAGUCCAAUUACUACAGGUUUUAAAACAGUGCCAGUGAAUGUUCAAGGUCUUCUGUGGUUGACACAUCUUCGGUGCUAUUCCCUGGGGGAAGGUGUACAAGUGUGAGAUUCAUUGCUUUGCUUGACCUAAAAAAGAUUAACUUGUGAAGCCAGCAAGUGCAACAACAACAACAGUAGAAAACCCGAAGAAAAUGGCAGAUGUAGAUGAUGUGAUAAGUGACCAGGAGAAGAUUCGGAUCGUGAAUGACUUCAUUCUGCACGCUCCUCCGGGCGAGUUCAACGAGGUGUUCAACGAUGUCCGGGAGUUGCUGAACGACGACCGGCUGCUGAAGGAGGGGGCCAGUGCGGCCUGUGCCCAGUACAACAAGGAUCAGCUAACGCCGGUCAUCCUCGAGGGCUCCGGGCUGGCCGUGCUCGUCACAGAGUUCAACGAUCUGGGUGGCGGCCGAUUCUUCGACCCCCGGACCAAACAGAGCUUCAAAUUCGACCACCUGCGCAAAGAGGCCCUCGACCUGCAGAACCACGAGUGCGACCACAUCUCGGAACCGUGGCGCUCCAUGCUGGACAUCGAAACGCUAACGUACUGUGCGAACCACUACCGGAACGGAUCCUGCUCGGUGUACGGGCGCAGUAACAACGGACAGAUCCAGCUGAGCAUCUGCAUCGAAGAUCACCAGUUCCAGCCGAAAAACUUCUGGAACGGCCGGUGGCGUUCGGUGUGGUCCAUCAGCUUCCCCGCGUCCGGUGGUGGCACGGCCGAGCUCAAGGGCAUGCUGAAGCUGCAGGUGCACUACUACGAGGACGGUAACGUGCAGCUGGUGUCGUCGAAGGAGUUCCGCGAAUCGGUGGUCAUCACGAACGAAGCCGCCACUGCCAAGGAGAUCCUGCGACUGGUCGAGGAGAGCGAACACGACUACCAGACGGCAAUAUCGGAGAACUACCAGACGAUGUCCGAUACGACAUUCAAGGCGCUCCGAAGGCAGCUGCCCGUGACCAGGACGAAAAUCGACUGGAGUAAGAUAGUGUCGUAUAGUAUCGGUAAGGAACUGAAAACGCAGUAGAUUUAUUAAGGACUUUAUUACUAUUAUUAUUAUUAUUUUCUAUGCGAGAAUGGGGGAUCGUGAUGUAUGCAGGGGGAUAGAAGAACAAAGUCUAGGAAAACAUACACAAACAGACACGAGCCUGCUCGCGCCGGUGGGAUAUGUGCAUUCGGGCACGAAGAGGGGGUCGCACUCGUGUCCUCCAGUAGGUAUCGCUUGUCAUAGUCUCGUCGUCCCACGCCAAGCAGACAGGGGUUAAUCUAGCUAGGAGAGAGGUUAUGUGCAAGCUAACGAAACGACGCGGAAGGCUAAACACAAUUAUUAAUAAAUUUAACAAAUUACUUCCGAUUGGACGGAAGAUCGCACGCAAUCAAGCCAAUAUUCGACGCAGUAAUAUAGAGGGAAAAAAUGUUGUAUGUUUUAUGAUUGGAUGCAAGCGACAUGAAAUUAAGGUAAAAUCGGAGGAUUUUUGAUCAUUCAGAGGGUUAACGUCACGUUGGUUUUAAAUAAAAUUCAUUCAUUAUUUAUUUCGCUGUUUCAGAAGUAUGUUUCACUGGACAGUAUAAGAAUCGGAGUAAUCUUUAUACUUGACUGUUGGUUUCCGUUUGAUUACAAUCUGUUUUCCUGUCGGCUGAAGAUAUCAUUGGAUUGGCAUUUUAGAAUUUUCUUAGGUAUUACUGAAUAUCUUCAAUGAGGAGAGCUCUUGGCGAAACCAAAAUAAUCUGAAUAAGAUUCUUCAGACAUAGCAAUAUGGAAUGGCUGCUCUGAUCUUCUGUGCCUAUGUUUUCAAUACAAUUCAGGUGUUUGUCGUUGUACUGCUCCCACAUUUCAACCAAGGUCGGGAUUUAUUCAGGUGGCGCAGAUCUUUUUCCACUGUCCUGCAAUGAAUCUGUAAUGAUAGGAGCUUUUGGCGAAUUCUAAGCAAUCUUUAUACAGUUAGUCAGCCAGAACAGUGUUGGAUGGCUGCCCAGAUCUUCGUUACCAAUGUUUUCAGUGCAUUUCAGGUGUUUGCCCAAGUACUGCUUCCACCGUUCAACCACCUAGCCUAGUCGUUGAGACAUUCUUGUUCUUACUCUUUAACAUUUCGGCUUGUUAAAAGACCUACGUUUUCGGCGGUUGUGUUGUGGCGGAAUCCAUAGUCAAAUCCUUUUUCAGUGUACAGGAAAUUUGACUCAAUUUUGAGUUUGUGACACAUACCCAAUUAUACACAGAAAUCAAGUUCCUGAAGUGGAAAUAUGCAAUCCACGUUACUUUCAGUAGUUCACCACUGUAAUUGGUGACUGUAACCAUCUUCCAAUGUGACGUCCAUCUUUUCAAAAUGCUCAAAAAGCACAAAACUAAACCAUAGGAUAAACGGAUUCGGUCCGCCUAACAAACAGAUUCAAACCAGCGUAAUUCGGUAAUAUUUUGUUGAACGUUGUCGUCAUCAAAAGAUAUACUUUUGUCUAUAAUAGAACUACUGCGCUGUAAAUGCAUUGCCGUAAGCUGUAAGGAUAGUAAAAGUAAAACAUAUUGAAAAUUAUAAAAGAACGGAAUAUAAAGUAAAAUCAAUUAUAGCAUACAUCAAAAACUCGAAUUCACCGACGUUUGGCCUGCAACAUAGAAUCCUAGUUAAAGAAAAAAAAAAACACUGAAAAACCUCCUUUUCUAUUAGGUAGUUAACGAUUCUACACGAACACUGACACUCACACAUACAGCUAAAUCGGUAUCCUUGUAGAAACAUAGAAAUUGAACCAUUUGGUAUCGUAGAGACGAUACAGUGAUGAUACUUCUAUGCCCAUUGAUUUAUGAUUAUAGUCCAGGUAACACCAAGCACUUAACGCUUCAAACUAUCGAUGUAGUGCUUGUACAGUGCUAAUAAGUAAUUUAUCAGUUCUAUAUGAGUACUAUAUGUCCGAUUUAGCGAAACUUAGCACUCCACUUGAAUUGAAAUCAUGAUGGCAAGAUGAUUUGAUUGCAGACAGUGGGACUCAGAACUCACUUGCGAGGUUCUUGAAAGUACGAAAAUUUUUCGAUUAACUUAUGUAUCACUUCUAGACAAUGUUUUGAAGAUUCUUUGCGCUUAUAGACUGGUAAAUAUAAAUGUCUGAAGCAUUCACGUGUAUAAUACUGCAAGGUCCCAUAAUUUCACAUUCUAGGGUCAAAUAGAAAUACACCCCUUUCCUCAGUAGUAGAAAGUGGAUGCCCAAUCCAAUCAUUAGGCUUUUUAGAACCACCCCGACAUCUAGUAUUACAUUGAAAACUUAAAUACUAAUGCAAAAGUAGGAGAAUCACUAAAUUAGCUAAACAAGAUAUCGGAAAAAAUAAGGAGAAGCGAACAAAACACGGCAUUGCACCGUUUCGUCAGGACGUAGAAGCGUAAUUUUUGAAAAUUCUUUCGAGUAGAAAAAAUAUUCAUCAAAAUGAGGAAGAAUCGCAAUUUAAACACAUACACAUUUUCACACACAUAUACACACACAUGCUGCAUACAAUAACGAUAAAUGUGUCGACGAAAGAGAUAAAAUCAGUGCGUUAACCCCGAACGGUGAUCAGAGUCAGAUUAAGCAGACGAAGAAAAAGAACAAGCUGAAGACGACAGAAUGAAACUUUAAGUGGCAAGCUACCAAUUACAGUCACAACAAUGACAACAAAUACUUCAACACAGUAAAUAAGACAGAUAUAAAAAAGCAAAAAUUGCACGCGCAGUAAACCGUUGAGUAAU